Molecule: messenger RNA, 2583 nt
Organism: Dendrobium catenatum
Lineage: Eukaryota; Viridiplantae; Streptophyta; Magnoliopsida; Asparagales; Orchidaceae
Product: U-box domain-containing protein 52-like
Exons: 8
Coding region: 24-2255 (743 amino acids)
Biological process (GO): protein phosphorylation
Molecular function (GO): protein kinase activity; ATP binding
Source: RefSeq, a predicted model, not a curated record
GGACGAAGCACCUGGAGAGUGAGAUGCCAUUGGAAAAUAUGCUGGACCUGCAGAGAGUAAAAGCCCCCUGUGAAAGCAAUGAAGCUGGAACUUCACUUGUGGCUGUCGCCAUUGACAAAGGCAAGAGCAGCCAGAGUGCUCUCAAGUGGGCUUUGGACAACCUCGUCCACCGCGGUCAGACCAUUACGCUUCUGCAUGUUAACACUAAAGGAAAUGGAGCUGCUACUGCGCAGGCCAUGGAGGUUUUUAUUCCCUUCCGCUGCUUCUGCACCCGAAAAGAUGUGAAAUGCAAGGAUGCAAUACUAGAAGGCACUGACAUAGCUAAGGCCAUCGUCGAGUUCCUAUUGCAAGCUGCUUCCAUAGACAAGCUGGUCAUCGGCUCCCAAUCCAAAGGAGCAUUCGUUAGAUUGAAGAGUAGCUGCGAUGUUCCGAGCAGCAUUUCUAAGAGCGCACCUGACUUCUGCUCUGUAUAUAUUAUCUCGAAAGGAAAGGUGACUUCGGUGCGCAAUGCCGUUAGGCCAUCACCACCAGUUUCUUCUCUUCGAGGUCAAAUACUUACACAGCCAAGUAUCAAGCUCCAAGUCGUUGAAAGGCCUCCUCGUGACUUGAUUAGUGAGGAAAGGGAAAUAAUAAGGUCGCCAUUCACUCGAUAUGGACCAAACCAGAGAUCUCGUAUGGAAAUCUCAGUGCCAGAAUUUGAUAUAUCAUUUGUCAGCUCAGAAAAAUCAUUUCCUAGCUCUGGAAGGCCUAGUUUUGAUCGCUCCCCCUUACAACCAAGGGCCUCCAAUGCAUCAAGCAGCUUGGAAAGUAGCUUGGGGUUCAUGGGCACUCCAAAUAGGUCGGAGAAGCUUUGUGAGUACUUCAGUAACUCGUACUCACAGGAAAACCUUCAAAACAUGGAAGAUGUAGAAGCUGAAAUGAAGAGACUGAGAUUAGAGUUAAAGCAUACCAUGGACAUGUACAGCAAUGCCUGCAGGGAAGCAAUCAGUGCUAAGCAAAAGGCAAUGGAGCUCCACCGGUGGAAGAUGGAGGAAGAGAACAGGUUAGAGAAGGCAAGGCUUGCGGAAGAGACUGCACUGGCUAUGGUAGAGAGGGAGAAAGCCAAAGCUAAAGCAGCAAUAGAGGCGGCUGAGGCGUCGAAAAGAAUUGCAGAGCUUGAAGCAAAGAAGAGACUGGAUGCAGAGAUGAAGGCAGUGAAAGAGGCUGAGGAGAAGAACAAAGCACUGAAUGCAUUGCACAAUGAUAUUUUAAGGUAUCGGAAGUACUCAAUAGAGGAGAUUGAGUUGGCCACUGACUGCUUUGCAGAAAGCCAGAAGAUUGGAGGUGGUAGUUACGGUCCUGUGUACUUUGGCCAACUUGAUCACACACCGGUCGCCAUUAAGGUUCUUCGUCCAGAUGCUUCUCAAAGUAGAUUACAAUUCCACAAAGAGGUUGAAAUAUUGAGCCGCAUAAGGCAUCCAAACAUGGUUCUCCUCCUUGGCGCUUGCCCUGAGUAUGGGUGCCUUGUCUAUGAGUACAUGGCAAAUGGAAGCCUUGAUGACCGCCUCUUCCGGCGAGGAAACACGCCACCAAUUCCAUGGCAGCACCGGUUUCGCAUCGCUGCAGAGAUAGGCACAGGCCUCCUCUUCCUCCACCAAGCAAAGCCAGAGCCAUUAGUCCACCGUGAGCUCAAACCAGCCAACAUCCUCCUCGACCACAACUAUGUGAGCAAGAUCAGUGAUGUAGGACUUGCUCGUCUUCUUCCACCUGCAGUUGCAGAAAAUGUUACUCAGUACAGAAUGACCUCUGUUGCUGGAACAUUCUGCUACAUUGAUCCUGAGUAUCAGCAAACUGGCAUACUUGGAAUAAAGUCUGAUGUGUAUUCUCUUGGGAUUGUCUUGCUACAGCUGAUCACUGGAAAGCCUCCAAUGGGGAUUACAUACCAUAUGCAGCGAGCCAUUGAUAAUGGAAUGCUUAAGGAUAUCUUGGAUCCUACAGUAAUGGACUGGCCAAUGGAGGAUGCCAAGAACUUGGCUCACAUAGCACUUAAGUGUGCAGAGCUGAGGCGCAAGGAUCGUCCAGAUCUAAGCAAAGUAGUCUUGCCUGAGCUCAACAGGCUGAGAAAACUUGGGGAGAGCAAUAUGCAGAAUUGCACCAUGGGAAAUGGCUUACAUUCCUCACCAGCACAAUCUCAGAUCUCCAUACAGGACUUCUUAAGCGGACCCCUAAAUGGACAGUCAGGGUAUGAAAGCUCCAGAAGCAGAUCAAGUGUAUGAUCAGCGACAGAAAAACAGAUCAGUAAAGCCAAAGAAUGAAACUGGAGCUCUGAGAGACUGAAGCUUCGUGGACCCAAAUGAGAUGGAACUUGAGAAAAGUAAAAAUGUUAUUGUUUUGUAGUUGAUAAUUAUUGCAAGGAUGCUAAAAAAGAAAAGAUUUUGGCAUUUUUGAUUUGUUGGACAUUUAAGUUGAUAGCAAAAGAGCCCUGGGCUGAUGUGAUUUUUGCAAUGAGCAUCAAUGCCAAGUUGUAUUAGGAAUUGUAGAGAAAGGCCUAUAAAUAAAUCUUAUGGAGCUAUGCAUACUAAUUAGUUUCAAAUUAUAAUACAA